AUGGACGUGUUGGAUCAGCCGACGCAUGCGUUGAUUCUGAGCGACCUCGCUGCGUGUCUCGCGCAGGAGGCCGCGGAUGGCACGCUUGACUCGAGUGAUUUUGCGGCGUUCCAGAGCAGUGAUGCGUCCUCGAGCACGCUGGCGCUGGGCUACUUUAGUGUGUCGGAUGUGCGGGCGGUGCUGGCGCAGGCGCGCUUCGCGAGUGCGUUGGCCGAUGCGAUGAGCCAGGCGCCGGCGCGCGAUGCGACGAGUGCGUCGCACGUGUACAUGGAGCAUGUGUCGCGCACGCUGUGUGCGACGGCGGAGCACAUGCCGCGCGCCGACUUUGACGAGAGUCUGCAGGUGCGUGGGCAGUGGCCGAUGGCCGAUGAGCUGGCGUACGCGGUCGUCGAGGGCCUGCUCAAGAUCGGAGCGUGCGUGGCGUCGAUGCGUGCGCCGACGCAGGCGGCGCUGCUGCAGCUCGUCCGCGGCCUGUGUGCGCAGCUGCGUGCGUCGGGUGCGUGGGACGAGCAGCGGCGCUGGGCGUGCCGCUGCGUGCCGCAGCUGCAUGGGGUGGCGCGGGCGAUGCAGGCGGUCGCGUUUGUGUGGGACGAGGCGUCGAUCGCGCCGAUGGCGGAGGAGCUCGGGGCGCUCGCGCUCGAGGCGCAGACUGUGUAUCGUCUGGAUGCGCUGCUGCUGACGCUGCCGUCGCAGUCGGCGGCGCUGCAGCAGAGCCGGGCGUGGGCUGAGCGGCGUGGCUGUACGCCGCUCGUGCCUGCGACGCCGAGCAAGCACGCGCUCGAUGCGGGCGACGUGCUGCUGGAGCAGUAUGUGCGCCUAGGCGUGCCGCUGAGUGGCCAGCUCGUGGCGUCGUGCAGUCUGCGUGCGCUCGCGUCGAUCGUUGCGCAGGCGGCCGUGCCGCAGGCCGCUUCCGCGCAGCGCGCGUCGGCGUGGGCGUGCCUGGUGCGUGGCACGCUGCCUGUGCGCCUGCCGAUGCCGUCGGUCGUGCACGCGGCGUACGAGGCGCGCACGUCUGACGGCGCCGAGCAUGCCGAGCUGUAUGCGAGUGAGCAGCUGUGUGCGUCGCUCCAGCUGCUCAUCGUGGGUGCGGCGACGCGCACGGACGACGUGACGUACGCGUGGGACGCGCUGUGCGACGUGCUGAGCGAGCGAGCGCCGUCGCACGAUGUGGCGUCGCAGUGCGCAGCGCUCGAAGGCGCCGCGGUCCUCGCGCAUGUGCGUCCGACGCUCUCGCUCAAGCUGCUGCACCACAUCCGGCGGUGGGUGCAGGCGCCGACGUCGGUCGCGACGCUCGAUGCGCACGCGGACCUGGCGGCGGCGUGCAUGGCGGCGUGCAUCCGCGCCUCGGGGCAAGACGAGGCGGCGGCGUCGACGAUGUACACGAUGCUGAAUCACGUCUCGCGCGAGGCGCACGCGAUCAUCGUCCACACGACGCUGGCCGUGCUCACGCGCCUCGCGCGCGAGAUGCGUGUGCCGUCGUACACGGCACUCGUCGUGUCGCUGCUGCUGCAGCGUACGCAGGCGCCGGGGCAGCUGCCGAUCGGCAUCGUGUUCUCGCACCUCGUGCCGCUCGCGGCCGCGUCGCCGCGCUCGGGCUUCGUGAACAUGUACACGGCGCUGGGCGAUGCGAUGCGCCAUGCGCUGCAGCACGGCGAUAGCGCGCAGUGGGAGCGCUUGCAGCAUGCGUCGCUGCAGCUGGCGCGCGCGCUGACGCCGGCGGCCGAGGCGCAGGGCCGCGACGCGGACGCGGCGGCGGGCGAAGCGACGCCGUGCCUGCGGAAGGAGCUGAUGCUGCCGGACGUGCUGGCGCUCGUGAUCGAGGCGGGCACGCGGCGGGCGGGCGGCCGGGCGGCCGUGCAGGGCCUCGUGCACAUCGUCGCGGCGCUGCUGGCGCACGCGGACAUGCACGUCCACUGGCAGCCGCCCGCCGAGCUCGUGUACCUGUUCCGCAACGCGUGGAUCGUCAUGGUGCUCGUUGGCGGCGUGUCGUCGCUGACGGCGCCGAUGCCGCACGGCGAUCCGCUGAACACGAUCGCGCUCAAGACGCCGACGCUCGUGCCCGCGACGGCGCGCAACUACCUCGACGACGACAUCGACACGUACAAUGUGCUGCGCCACGACGCGCUCGCUACGUCGGCGGACGCGCUGCGCCACGCGCUGUCGCCCGUCCUCGGCCACCGCGCGCUCGAGACGCGCGCGCUGUCGCUCGCGCGCCUCGCGUUCGUGUACGCCGUGCUGCACGUCGAGUGGCGCCGCGCGGCGUGCGGCCGUCCGUCGAUGGCGCUGUGCUACCUCGUGCAUCCGGGCAUCGCGACGUCGUCCGUGCACGCGCCGCUGCGUGCGGUGAUCGAGCGCACGUUUGCCGCGUUCCUCGUGCAUGUGUCGGAGCGCUGCCACACGCACACGGCCGACGCGUGCCUCGCGAGCGAGGCGCGCAACAUGCUCGUCGCGCUGUGCCACACGCGCGCGGCCGUGCGCGAUGAGGCGCACUCGUACUUGGAGCGCCUCGUGCCGGCGUGUCCGUGGCUGUUUGCGCGCGCCGAGGUCGUGGCGACGAUGCUCGAGCUCGUCACGCUCGUCAGCCGCGGCUGCGACGGCGAGCUGACGUCCGCGUUCAUGCCGCAGUACACCUUCACCUCCGCCCUCGCGGGCGUGUCGAUCGACCUCUCGGACGUGUACGCGGACCGCCGCGCCCUGCUCGAGAGCGUGUCGCGCCGCGUGCGCGAUAUCCUCACGCGCGUGCAGAUCGACGUGCCCGGCGCGCUGCACGGCGCGCUCCUGCGCUACCUGCAGGCCGACACGGCCGCCGACGGCCUCGGCGCGACGCUCGCGCUGGAUGUCGCGCGCGGCCGCACGCAGCGCGUCGGCUUCAGCCAGGUGCGCUGCGACGACGCGGGGCAUGUCACGCACGCGCUGCUCGUGCAGAGCGCGUCGCUCGGCUGGACGGCCGCGACGCCCGAGGCCACGCUCCGCGCGCAGAUCCAGGCGCUCGCGGCCUCCGCACUGCACUCGCACGACGCGCUCGACGGCUUCGUGUACCGCUGCGCCGCGCUCCUCGUGCAGCAGGCGACGCCCGACGCCGACGUACUCUCGGCGCUCGUCCGCGUGCCGAUGCAGGUGUGUACGAAGACAGCGCUGCGCGCCGCGACGCGCGCCUGGUCGUGGCUGCUCGCCGAGCGCCCCGCGGCGAUGGCCGCGCUCGUCUGCGCCAUCGCCGAGCACUGGGCGGACGCCGCGCGCCAGCGCCGCGGCCUGUACACGACGCAGCUGCCCGCCCAGGCCCCGCUGUCGCGCAAGACGGACAUGUCGGCGACGGACCCCGCGCGCAUCGCCCGCGAGACCAGCCUCGCCGACGAGCUCCUCGCCGGCCACCUCCUCGUCCUCCAGCUGCUCAGCGACUGCCUCGAACGCGCGCGCAGCAGCGAUGCCACGCUCGUCGCCGUGCUUUGCCGCCUCGUCCUGCACAUGGCCGACGCCGCGCCGGCGCUGUGCCUGCAUCCGCUCGCGCGACUCGCCCACACGGCGCUCGUGCAGUUCAGCUUGCGUGUGCUCGAGGCCGCGCGCCUCGACGUGUUCAUCGAGGCGCGUCUGCGUGACGCCGUGUGCCGCCUCGCCCUCGCCUGGUUCGCACAGCCGCCCGUGUGGUCGUACGGCGGCGACCUGCGCCGCGGCGCCGAGGAACUCUUGCACGUGCGCGCCGUCAUGGCCCUGCUGCGCCACGCGACGCUGCGAGCCGACACGUUCGUGUCGUCGUCGACCGCGCACACCACGCAGCACACGAUGCUGCACAGCACGCAGCGCCUCGUCCCGCACUGCCCGCUCGCGCGCGCCGUCGAGCACGUCCAGCAGUGCCUCCAUCUGCUGCAGGCGCUCUACGCCAGCGAAGAGGCGCGCCUGCUCGUGUGGCUGCACCCGACGCAGCAUGCCAAGGGCGCGCCGCCCAGCGUGCAGGUGCAGCGCGGCGACCUGCUCACAGCCUGGCGCCUCGAUCCACGCGUCGCCGUGCACAUGAUCGAGCGCUUCCCCCAGCCCGAGCUGCGCACCGAGCUCGCGCAGCUCAUCAGCGCCGAGCCGCACCGCGUGACGCAUUGCAGCGCCGCCCUGCGCCUGUUCCUCACGCAGCAGCCCACACCCCGCGCCCUCCGCUGGCUGCUCGCAUGGGCGCCCGUCGCGCCCGUCGACGCCAUCGACAUGCUCACGCCCGACGGCGGCGGCCGCCACCCCAUGGUCCUGCAGUACGCCAUGCGCACGCUCGCCGAGCACCCCGUCGACCUGGUCUUUUUCUACGUGCCCCAGCUCGUCCAGACAUUGCGCGAGGACGUGUAUGGCUACAUCGCUCAGUUCAUCCUGCAUACGUCGCUCGUCUCCCAGCUCUUCUGCCACCAGAUCAUCUGGAACAUGGAGGCGAACAAGUACAAGGACGACUUGGCCGAAGUCGAAGACCCGCUCAAACCCACGCUCGACGCCAUGAUCCAGCGCAUCGUCGGCCAGCUCACGGGCGAGGCGCAGGCAUACUAUGAGCGCGAGUUCGCCUUCUUCAAAAAGGUCACCGGCAUCUCAGGCUCGCUGCGCCCGUACGUCAAGUGCUCCAAGCCGGAAAAGAAGGCCAAGAUUGACGAGGAAAUGGCCAAGAUCGCGGUCGAGGAAGGUGUGUACCUGCCAUCCAACCCCGACGGCGCCGUCGUCGACAUCGACCGCACGUCCGGUCGUCCGCUCCAGUCAGCCGCCAAGACCCCGUUCAUGGCCACGUUCAAGGUGCGCCGCGCCGUCGCGGAGCGCACGAACCCCGACGAUCCACCACACGUCGACGUGUGGCAGAGCGCCAUCUUCAAGGUCGGCGACGACUGCCGCCAGGACAUGCUCGCCCUGCAGGUCAUCGCGCAGUUCAAAAACAUCUUCAUGGCCAUCGGACUCGACGUGUACCUCGAUCCGUACCGCGUCACCGCCACCGCGCCCGGCUGCGGCGUCAUUGACGUCGUGCCGAACGCCACAUCGCGCGACGAAAUGGGCCGCGCCAAGAUCAACGACCUGAGCGACUUUUACAAGAACCGCUACGGCGACGAGCACAGCGUCGCGUUCCAGCAGGCCCGCCUCAACUUUAUCCAGUCGAUGGCGGCCUACUCGGUCGUCUGCCACAUUCUGCAAAUCCGCGAUCGCCACAACGGCAACAUCAUGUUCGACGGCGAAGGACACGUCGUGCACAUCGACUUUGGCUUCCUGUUCGACAUCGGACCCGGCGGCAUGCGCUUCGAACCAUACUCGUUCAAACUGUCCCACGAAAUGGUCGACGUCAUGGGCGGACACGAAUCGCCUGGCUUCGCCAUGUUCGAGCAGCUCGUCGUCAAGGCCUACCUCGCCUGCCGCCCCUUUGCCCACGAAAUCGUCGCCACCUGUGGCUUGAUGCUCGGCACGGACCUGCCCUCAUUCAAGGGCAAGGCCACACUCGAUCGCCUGCACGAGCGCUUCAAGCCCAACAUGACAGAGCGCGAGGCCGCCCUGCAUGCCCAGUGGCUCGUCAAAGAUGCCUACGGCAACAUGCGCGGCACGCUGUACGACCUGAUCCAGGAGAAGCAAAACCACAUCCCAUACCGUAGGUAA
Malassezia restricta is the source of this 5598-nucleotide messenger RNA. Its product is annotated as phosphatidylinositol 4-kinase A. Gene Ontology annotation, biological process: phosphatidylinositol phosphate biosynthetic process; phosphatidylinositol-mediated signaling. The transcript has a single exon. Gene Ontology annotation, cellular component: cytoplasm; plasma membrane. The record is from RefSeq and is a predicted model, not a curated record. The coding region runs from base 1 to 5598 and encodes 1865 amino acids. Lineage: Eukaryota; Fungi; Basidiomycota; Malasseziomycetes; Malasseziales; Malasseziaceae. Gene Ontology annotation, molecular function: 1-phosphatidylinositol 4-kinase activity.